Messenger RNA from Mugil cephalus (flathead mullet), 2774 nucleotides. RefSeq names its product taspase, threonine aspartase, 1 (gene tasp1). The record is from RefSeq and is a predicted model, not a curated record. The transcript is spliced from 14 exons. Gene Ontology annotation, biological process: protein maturation. Lineage: Eukaryota; Metazoa; Chordata; Actinopteri; Mugiliformes; Mugilidae. Gene Ontology annotation, molecular function: threonine-type endopeptidase activity. The coding region runs from base 221 to 1492 and encodes 423 amino acids.
CAGGAAGUACUUGUGUUUGCUCAGGGGAACUAGCUUUGGCUAGCACGGAAGAGUGGAAGUGGCGUGACAGUGAAGUUUGUCUCCGUAACAUUUAUGGGUUUAGCCGCUGUUCGUGUCUGUUAGACACAUGCCAGGUGACGCCGUGUGCUCUGUGUCUGACAGGAGAGGGGGAGAAACCGUGUGCCAUGAAAAUGACUUUCUUACCGGUGUCUGACAGGCAAUGAUAGGCUUGUCAUGCUAUGCAGGGGUUAUGGAAAGUUUAAUGAAUCCUGCAGAAGAGCACCAAGCCUCCUCUCCCCAGACCAACUCGUGGUCCAAAAUCCAGGAGCCGAGCAAGAAUCAAAAUCCAAAAGGUGGAUUUGUUUUAGUGCAUGCGGGUGCAGGAUACCACUCUGAAUCUAAGGCCAAGGAAUACAAGCAUGUGUGCAAAAGAGCCUGCCAGCGGGCUGUGGACCAGCUCAAAGCCGGGGCGCUCGCUGUGGAAGCAGUGGCUGCAGCGUUGGUUGAACUUGAGGACUCUCCUUUCACGAACGCUGGUAUGGGCUCCAACCUUAAUUUGUCAGGAGAAAUUGAGUGUGAUGCAAGCAUCAUGGAUGGAAAGUCGCUGCAUUUUGGUGCCGUGGGAGCUAUUAGUGGCAUUAAGAACCCGGUGUUAGUUGCGAACCGUCUACUGAGUGAAGCACAGAAAGGAAAGCUGUCCGCUGGCAGAAUACCGCCCUGCUUUUUAGUGGGACGGGGAGCACAUGACUGGGCAGUCAGCCACGGGAUACCGCCGUGCCCUUCCGAGAAAAUGGCCACCAAGUUCAGUCUAUCUGCAUACAAGAGGAACAAGCGAAAAAUGGAGCUGGCAGAGAAAAUGGACACAGGACAUAAUCAGACAAAGAAAAGAAGACAAUCAAGUGAAAAUGAAAAUGGCUCAGGGUGCCUCGACACGGUCGGAGCUGUUGUGGUGGACCUGGAAGGGAACGUAGCUGCAGCUGUGUCCAGCGGAGGCUUGGCCAUGAAACACCCCGGCAGGGUUGGCCAGGCUUCUCAUUACGGAUGCGGCUGCUGGGCUGAAAACGCCUGUAACAUGAACUCUUACUCUACAGCAGUGAGUACCUCAGGCUGUGGAGAGCAUCUGAUUCGCACCAUGCUGGCGCGGGAAUGCUCUGCUGCCAUGCAGUCCGAAGAUGCCCACCAAGCACUGCUGGAGGCUAUGCAAAACAAGUUCAUCAGCUCACCCUUUCUGACCAGUGAAGAUCGUGUUUUGGGCGGAGUGAUCGUCUUGCGGUGCUGCAGAUGUGUGGAAGCGCAGCCAUCUCAAAAUAUUCAGGGUAUAUUAGUGGAGUUCCUAUGGAGUCACACCACAGAGAGCAUGUGUGUUGGCUACAUGUCUGCCCAAGACAGCAAAGCAAAGACACACAUAUCCAGAUUACCACCUGGGACGGUUCCUGGACAGUCUCUGGCCAUUGAGGGAGGGGUGUGUCGGCUGAUGGGUGUAGUGGAGUGAACAGCAUUCUUCCUCCGUUCCUCCGUCUGGGGCUUCUUCAGCAAUAUUCCAGUACAACCCCCCACCCCCACCCCCACCCCUCCCACACGCGCACACACACACACACACACGCGCAUACACGCACACCUCCCUCACCUCUCCACAGCCUUUGCGAUGCCAGAAGUAAUAAGCUUUUUAACAGGUGUCCAGGACGUAGGGAGGAGUUUUAGCUUCUACUUAGUGCACUUACAGGACUUCCCUUUGCCACUGUUUGCCUCCAGCAUGUACUCUAUGCCAAGUGAUCCCCCCGUACCCACCCCCCCCACCCCAGGCUCUCUCCCUCCAGUGUCACCUGGAUUAGACUUGAUGCACCAUUGCCUUGAUGCACAGUUUUGUCUUCGUUACUCUUUUCCAACCGAAAGUGGCAUCCUUCCUUUUGUAUAUAAGCUCGUUUAGGGUAACAGGGUGGAUGUUCGAUGUUAUUUUCUAUUACUGAGAAGAUGCGACUAUUUUCAAACUUUUAGGAAUUUCAGGACCUUAUUUUGUCCUUAAAAUACUUUAUGAUUUCAACAAAAAAAAAAAAAGAUGUCAGAGUGCACCUUGUGGUUUGCCUGCCACUCGCGUUUUUUUUUUGUUUUUUUUUUUGGUCAUAAAUGAAGAAUUUAUAGCUGCGAGAGGUGGACAGCGAAGCGUUCAGGCCGACUUCCGCGAUAUUAUCCUCCAUAUUGUACGGCGUAGCAUAACGUGCAUCUUAGCUCUUGAGUUUUAUAACCGUUUCAGCCAUAGGAUGCUUUGCUUUUUGUUCUAAAAUGUGAAUACAUAGCUACUGCAUGUACAAAAAUCUACAGUAAGCCACUGUUUGUGUUUCGAGUGGAUCGAGGAGCAGAGCGAUGCUUACACAGACAUACAUACAUACAUACAUACAUACAUACAGUGCUGAGGUAGGGGCACUAGAUCCUACCGCCAAACACGACUGUUAGUCAUCAUUUAAAAUCGCAGUUUAUAUUUGUAUCGUCCCAUCGACACAGACGUGCGUGUUCUGGCUGAAAAGGUCCAGCUAAAAAAAAAAAAAGCUGAUGUUUGCUCCAAGCCCAUGAAAUGGUGCUGCUGAAAACUGUACUUGAAAGAAAAAGUAAUUGUAAGAAGAAGUCCAGCCCCGAUGAACAACAACAGCAACAACAAUAGAGCUUGUUUAUUGUUUACUUGAAAAUGCAACUAAUAUAAUAUUGUAUAAGCUAUGGAAAUCAUGCGUACACCGCUCUCUACAGCGCUCACAAAGUUAAUAAAAUCAAAUAUACGUUGA